This is a messenger RNA of Brassicogethes aeneus, 525 nucleotides long. The record is from the annotation of a GenBank genome assembly. Lineage: Eukaryota; Metazoa; Arthropoda; Insecta; Coleoptera; Nitidulidae.
AAGUUUUACAAAUAAAAGUAUAAAAGGCUGGAGUCUAUUAAUUCUUUUAUUAUUUACAACAAAAAAUACACGAAAUAUGUCUCUGGACGAUAAAUUUAACUCGGCAUGUCAAGAAAUCAAAAGGUUUACCAAAAGACCCCCAGAUUCAGAUAUGUUGGAAGUAUAUUCAUUAUACAAGCAAGCUACUGUAGGGGAUAAUAAUAUACCCAAACCAUCGGAAGCUAAAGCCAAAGCAAAAUGGGAAGCAUGGUCGAAAAAAAGAGGUGUUAAUCCAAAUACAGCCAAAGAACAAUACGUUGUAAAAGUAUUGAGUUUAGCUUCUAGUUAUGCUUAAGGAUCCUUUUGUUAUAAAGUAGUAAUAAAAUAGAAAAGCAAUCAUUAAAACAAUUACUUCACUAUUGCUUGAUAUAAUUAUUAUAAUCACCUUGAAUGCAAAUGCACCUUGUUUUUUGUUUAAUUUUACUGGUUUUGUUGUUGUUUAUUAUUUGUUGAGUUAAUUUUAAUUUAAAAUAAAGAAAUGUCUGC